Knipowitschia caucasica is the source of this 780-nucleotide messenger RNA. The record is from the annotation of a GenBank genome assembly. NCBI's taxonomy places the organism in Eukaryota, Metazoa, Chordata, Actinopteri, Gobiiformes, Gobiidae.
AUGCACUCCCAGCUGCCCAGGCCCCUCAGACUCCAACACAUUUUCGGUUUUCGGAGGAAUGCCCAAGCAGCUACACUGAAGCGGCUACUGGAAGCGCACAUCUUGGACUUCCGACCCCUGGUGGCACUAGAGUCGUGGUACCUCCAGAUGAGCGCGGCGCUCCUCACCAAAUUCGAUAUUUCCCCGGAGACGUAUCGGCAGCGCUUUAGAGCCACCGGAGUUCCUGCUGGAGAGACGCCCACGGAGACCUACCAUCGGCUGCGAGGACUCUACCGUCGCUGGAUUCGCCCCGACAUCCUGUCCAAGGACGCGAUCGGUGAGCUCAUCGUCUUGGAGCAACUGCUGUGUGUGCUUCCGCCGGACGUCCGUAUGUGGGUGAAGGAGCACAACUUGGAGGACGGCCUUACAGCAGCGAAAAUUGCCAUGGAUAUAAUCGGUCCACUGCCACGGAGUGGGCGAGGUCAUCAAUACGUCCUCGUCGUGUGCGACUACGCCAUCAAGUGGGCCCGAGAAGAGGUGCGCUAUCUGGGCUAUCAACUCGGCCAUGGCGAAGUCCGACCCCAGGUCGACAAAGUGGAGGCGAUAAGGAACUGUCCAAGGCCCAGAACCAAGAAAGAGCGUCAGUCUAGGGUGCACACUUGGCUGGCGUUCAAUCACUCUAUAGUCCAUAGUACUUCCAACCGGUCCAAAAGUAUCUCAGUAUUUUGUCACACGCACAGCACAGCAAAGUUGGCCAAACCGAACCCCGCGGUCUUCCUUGUUUUUAUGCGCCGAGAGUAG